This is a messenger RNA of Aphidius gifuensis, 488 nucleotides long. RefSeq lists its product as uncharacterized. The coding region runs from base 117 to 476 and encodes 119 amino acids. The transcript is spliced from 3 exons. Gene Ontology annotation, cellular component: mitochondrion; nucleoplasm; mitochondrial ribosome. NCBI's taxonomy places the organism in Eukaryota, Metazoa, Arthropoda, Insecta, Hymenoptera, Braconidae. Gene Ontology annotation, biological process: mitochondrial translation. The record is from RefSeq and is a predicted model, not a curated record. Gene Ontology annotation, molecular function: RNA binding.
AACAAGUGUAAGCUUAAUAUAGAAGAUCACAGUUGCAAUAAAUAAUAAUUGCUGUAAAUAUUAUAAGAAAAAAAACAUUCAUGUUUCUAAGAAACAAGUAAAAUAUAAAUAUCAAGAUGAGAUCGAGUAUAGUAUUUUUAAAAUAUGGCAGGGUACCACAAAAUGAAAAUAAAGUACCAUUCAAGAUGAUGUUACCAUUAGCAUUGAGAGAUCGUGUCAGUGGAAAAGGAUUACACAACAAAGAACAAGGCUGUCUCUAUGAGAUAUCACUUCUUUUAAAUUGUCUUGAUCAAAAUGGUAAUGAAGACAAAAUGUGUAUGAAAGAAGCACAAAAUUUUCAGAGUUGUUAUAAAACAUUUUUAAAAAAUAAAAAAUUUGGUAAAGAACAAGCACUCAAAGGUACAUUAACACCAAAUGCUAAAAAUCUUAAAUACAAACAAAUUAAUCAACUUCUUGCUAAAUAUCCAUUACCAUAAAUUGUAUUUAAA